AUGACGGGAAUUCUAAUCCUGAUCAGCAGUUUCCUCAUCGCGCUCACAAUACUGCUAAGAGCCCUGCAGGAUAAAAGUGGAAAUGCCAAACCGAUCCAAAGGGACAAUAAAAAAGAUAAGGGCAAAAGUAAAGAAGCCCCUAAACAGAAAAAACAAACAGGCAGUGGUACUACCAAAAGUUUAGACAGAAGCACUCCCCAUGUUAUGUUCGAUAAGAACGUUGUUGCCCUCAAGGGUAAUAACUACCCCGUAAGUGUAUGCGUAAAUGGAGAAUGUGGAACCAUCGCCAUCAGCUGCAACAACGGUAACUUACAAUUCCACAAGAUCGGCAAAGAUGGCUCGAACAAAAUUACCCUGAGCAAAAAGCUAGACGAGGUGUACAGCUGCAUAGCCAUAAACGAAGAGGCAACAUAUCUGGCAGCGGUGAGCGAACUAUACUCAACAUUAAGAAUUUUUAAAAUAGGAAAAGUGGAACAAAGUAUCAAAAGUAUUUCUCUCUCCCUGGAAGGGAAAAAGGAACUACACAAGAAAGACGUGAAAUUUCUGUACAUUCAUAAAAACUCUUUUAUAAUUACCGGAUCGGAGUUGGAUGAGACGGAGGUAAAAAUCUGGGACAUGAAGGGGGACCUUUUAAAAGUCGUGAGCAUCAAACAGGUUUAUAAUUACGACUAUGCUGUUUCGAAGAUGGCUAGAUUUUUUGGAGUCGCUUGCUGGUCCCCGGACAUUAAAAUCUUUGAGAUAAAACAAAAGGAAAAUAACUUUCACAGCAUCGACAAGGUCAUGGAUUUAAAAACCAGCUCGGGCACCAAGUGCGUCUGCUUCAGCGACGACGAGGAAAAGGCAUUCCUAAUUGACAAAAAUGGAAUUCUCGCUGCGUAUAAUUUGAACGUGCGUUAUAAGCUCCAAGAGGAGUCCAAAAUUUUGUACAAAAAGGAUUUGAAGGAAUACCAUUUGGAAGAUUUCUCCAGAAUGUGCCUAUCGGGUGACUCCAACCACAUCAUCGCAACUUCUGGGUGCAAUGUGCUAAUUCUGAAGCAGGACGAUUUGCAGCUUGUAAACAAAAUAAUGGAUGCCCAUCAGGGGGAGAUAUUUGGAGUCCUACCCAUGGCAGGCACAUCCCGUUUUGUUACAUGGGCGAAUGAUGGCACUGUAAAGCUAUGGGAUACCUCCAAAAAAUAA
Molecule: messenger RNA, 1179 nt
Organism: Plasmodium coatneyi
Lineage: Eukaryota; Apicomplexa; Aconoidasida; Haemosporida; Plasmodiidae
Exons: 7
Coding region: 1-1179 (392 amino acids)
Biological process (GO): endoplasmic reticulum unfolded protein response
Cellular component (GO): endoplasmic reticulum
Molecular function (GO): protein binding
Source: RefSeq, a predicted model, not a curated record